Xylaria bambusicola is the source of this 1167-nucleotide messenger RNA. RefSeq lists its product as uncharacterized. NCBI's taxonomy places the organism in Eukaryota, Fungi, Ascomycota, Sordariomycetes, Xylariales, Xylariaceae. Gene Ontology annotation, cellular component: synaptonemal complex. The coding region runs from base 1 to 1167 and encodes 388 amino acids. Gene Ontology annotation, biological process: reciprocal meiotic recombination. The record is from RefSeq and is a predicted model, not a curated record. Gene Ontology annotation, molecular function: ubiquitin protein ligase activity. The transcript has 6 exons.
AUGGAGCAUACUCUGCAGUGCAAUGUGCUGAAGUGUCGCAAAGAGCUAGGCGAUCGCGCUCUCGUGACAACCUGUUACCAUAUCUUCUGCGGUGAUUGUGCGACCCGUCUUGGAUUGGCAAGUCAAAGACGGGAUCAGCCCACGACGUGCCCGGCUUGUGGCACAGUUCUAUCCAACCCUGACGAUGCCGUUAUCACCAACCUCAAGCCUAGCGAGGACUACAAGACAAGUGUCCUUAGUGGCCUUAGCCCUAAUGUUAUCAUCGACUGCGCAAGUCGAGCCCUGAGCUUCUGGGCCUACCAGGUCACCCAAGAAAUCAUUUUCCAACAGCAUAUGUCGAAGACACUCACAGAGAAGUAUUCCAACCUCAACGUCCACCUAGACAAAGUUGUCAACGAGGCCAACGCCGAGAUUGCAAACUGCUACAAUAAAUUAAAGAGCGCGGAGAUUGACCGUGAUGAUCUUCGCAAGAAGUACGAAGAACUUUUGCAAACAUGUAAAGAGAAGAACAAGAAGCUUCUUCAAACCCAGGAACUUUACGAUAAGCUUAAGAGAAAGGCAAUGCUUGGCCAGGUCCAAGAUGCCGCUGAAGAUGCUGUUAAGUCUAGCAUUCAGGCUCCGUUUAUGGACAACGAGGGAGUUGAAACUCAAGAUAUACCCUACUUCCAAUCUCGCGAUACAGUCUACGGACAAUCGACUUCUCUACGUGAGAAGCCAGAUAUGAGUGCCUACAAUUAUUCCCAGCCUAACCUACCAAGCCAAAUGACCGGUUGGCCGCGGACUCUGGGAAUACAGAGGGAUAUUCCUGUCACUCCAUCAACUCACCGUCAACGGGUCGGUGAUCCGACAAGUCUCGGCUUAUCCACGAUUCCUGGUCUUGUUGUUGGAACACCAAGAUCACCACGCAAUCCCAUGAAUUUGCGGGUGCCUCUCAGUAAUGUUCAAUCCAAUCGCAUUGUAGGCGGGAAUAUGAUUGUCCCUAGUGGACGGAUGAGCUCGGGGUUAAAGGUGGGACAAGGAGGAGACAGGUCUAGUAGUUUUAUGACCGCAUCUUCGAGACCUACAGCUACUCCAAGACAUAAUUUGAUACAGUCGUUUCAAAGCAACCCUGUAGCCUCGCAACCGGAUGGAUUUGGAACUAGUGUGCGAAAUGGAUGGGCUCGUUAG